Molecule: messenger RNA, 2054 nt
Organism: Mizuhopecten yessoensis (Yesso scallop)
Lineage: Eukaryota; Metazoa; Mollusca; Bivalvia; Pectinida; Pectinidae
Product: zinc finger protein 226-like
Exons: 1
Biological process (GO): regulation of transcription by RNA polymerase II
Molecular function (GO): DNA-binding transcription factor activity; RNA polymerase II cis-regulatory region sequence-specific DNA binding
Source: RefSeq, a predicted model, not a curated record
CACACAGGACAGUGUGAUGUGUGUAGUAAGGAGUUCAAUCAGAAAGGUAGCCUAUAUACACACCUCAAGACACAUACAAGAGUGAAACCGUACAAGUGUGAAAUAUGUGCAAAAGAGUUUAUUUUGAAACAUCACUUACAACGACACACGAGGACACACACCGGGGAACUACCAUAUAAAUGUGGUGUGUGUGGACAGGGGUUUCACGACACGACAAACUUACAGAAUCACUUGAGAAAACAUACAGGAGAACGGCCAUUCAAAUGUGAUGUUUGUGGCGACUUGUUUGGUAAUAUAGGAAGUCUUCAAAAACACCUGAAGAGACACACGGGGAUGACGCCAUGCAAGUGUGUUGUCUGUGGAGCCUGGUUUAGUGUGACGCGUAGCCUACUAUCUGAAACAGGUGAAAAACCCAACAGGUGUGAAGUGUGUGCAAAGGGAUCAAAACAAGAAACAAGCAUCAAACAGAAAUCAACCAAGUGUGAUGUCUGUGGUAAAAAGUUCGGGUGUUCAUCUCAUCUGGUGAGACACGCCAGGAUACAUACGGGCGAAAAGCCAUGCAAGUGUGAUAUCUGUGGUAAGGCAUUUAAUCAAAACUCCAUCCUACUGGGCCAUCUCAGGACACAUACAGAUAAAAGUAAAAGGGAAAAAGCUCACAGGUGCGAAGAGUGUGGCAAGUGCUACAGUUCCUCUUCAAACCUGCGGAUGCACAUUAUGUCGCAUUCGGACGAGAAACCAUACAAAUGUAACGUUUGCGGAAAAGGAUUCAUGUGUUCAUAUCGUCUCAAUAGACAUCUGAUCAUACAUACAGGGGAGAAGCCAUACAAGUGUGAUGUGUGUGGUAAAGGGUUUAGUCAGGCAAGUAACCUCCAAAUACACAUGACGACUCAUUCAGGGGAGAAGCCUUGCAAGUGUGAUAUCUGUGGUGAAGGAUUCAGUCGAACAAAGUACCUACAAGUACACAUCAAGUCUCACACGGGAGAGAACCCAUGCGUGUGUGACUUCUGUGGUAAAGUUUUUAAUCAUAAAGGCAACCUACAGUCUCAUAUCAGGACACAUACAGGGGAGACAAGACAAUACAAAUGUUACGUGUGUGGUAAGGGAGUUAAUCAGUACGCUAGCCUUCAGGUACACCUCAGGACGCACACCGGUGAGAAACCAUAUACAUGUGACAUCUGUGGUAGAGGAUUUAGUGUAGGAUCUAGCCUGCGAACACACAUCAGGAUACAUACAGGGGAGAAGCCAUAUCAAUGUGACAUCUGUGAUAGGGGGUUCACUCAGAGUUCUAGCCUUAAGAUACACCUUAAGGUUCAUAAACAGGAGAAUUCAAAGACAACCUCAGACUCUGAGUCAUCUAUCCCAAUCGGCUAGAGAGUCAUCUCUGAGUGUCAAGAUCACGCACCUAUGCAAGAUUGACAUGGUGCCAUUUUAUCCAGAACGUCCAAAUUGAAAGAAUAAACGAAAAGCUUUAGGCUUAGUAUUUGAAUUGUUCUGUAGCUAGAGAAGACGGCUAUGGUGUUUGUUUAGAUGAAUUUUUCUGUAGCUAGAGAAGACGGCUGUGGUGUUUGUUUAGAUGAAUUGUGCUGUAGCUAGAGAAGAAGGCUAUGGUGUUUGUUUAGUUGAAUUGUUCUGUAGAUAGUGAAGACGGCUAUGGUGUUUGUUUAGAUGAAUUGAUCUGUAGCUAGAGAAGACAGCUAUGGUGUUUGUUUAGAUGUAUUGUUCUGUAGCUAGGGAAGACGGUUAUGGUGUUUGUUUAGAUGAAUUGAUCUGUAGCUAGAGAAGACAGCUAUGGUGUUUGUUUAGAUGAAUUGGUCUGUAGCUAGAGAAGACGGCUAUGGUGUUUGUUUAGUUGAAUUGUUCUGUAGCUAGGGAAGACGGUUAUGGUGUUUGUUUAGAUGAAUUUUUCUGUAGCUAGAGAAGACGGCUGUGGUGUUUGUUUAGAUGAAUUGUUCUGUAGCGAGGGAAGACGGCUAUGGUGUUUGUUUAGUUGAAUUGUUCUGUAGAUAGUGAAGACGGCUAUGGUGUUUGUUUAGAGGAAUUGUUCUGUAGCUAUA